UGUGAGCUAGGAACGCCUGACUAUAUCAUUGUUUCGCCAUCCAAAUUCGAUGAAUACCAAAUUUCUGGCCAAUUUACCUGAUUAACUUUUUAACUAAACAAGGAAAUGGGGAAGGAAAAAGCUGGUGCACUUACACCAAAAGCCAUUGCUAAUAGAAUCAAAGCGAAAGGUCUUCAAAAACUUCGGUGGUUUUGUCAAAUGUGUCAAAAACAGUGUCGAGACGAGAAUGGCUUCAAGUGUCACACUAUGUCUGAGUCACACCAGAGGCAGCUGCUGUUGUUUGCUGAUAACCCAGAGAAGUUUGUGGAUACGUUUUCAAAGGAAUUUUGCGAUGACUUUCUCAAACUCCUGAAAAGAAGAAAUGGUACAAAAAGAGUUCAUGCCAACCAAGUAUAUCAGGAAUACAUCAGUGAUCGCCUACAUGUCCACAUGAAUUCUACUCAGUGGGAAACACUAUCUGAGUUUGUUAAGUGGCUUGGAAAAGAAGGGUUGUGUAAAGUUGAUCAAACUGAGAAAGGAUGGUUUGUUGCCUACAUUGAUAGAGAUCCAGAUACUAUUGAAAGGCAAGAGGCACUGAAAGCAAAAGAGAAAAUGGAACUAGAUGAUGCCGAAAAGCAAGCCAAGCUCUUGCAAAAGCAAAUUGACCGCGAGCUGGCAAGAAAGGGUAAAGAGACUGAAGUAGUUUACACAGAACUCCAAAAGAGCAGUGAAGAAGAAAAAGUGGCCUUUAACCUUGGGGAGGCUUUCAAGAAGCCAGAUGCUCCAGGACCAAGUGGCCUGUUUUCAGCAAGGCCAGUUUCUGAAAACCCUCUCCAGGCUCUGGCCAAGGAAAAGAGUAAAAAUGAAGAAAAGAAUAAAGACAGAGACAGUCGGAAGCGCAAGUCAGCUUUGGAGGAGAUAAUUGAGAUGGAAAAAGUAAAAAAGGAGAAAAUAAGCAAAAAGGAUUACUGGCUCAUUAAGGGUAUCAUCGUUAAGGUAAUCUACAAGAAGCUUGGUGAAAAAUACUACAAGAAAAAAGGAGUGGUGAAGGAUGUAGAGAAUCGUUAUGUUGGGAUAAUCAGGAUGCUCGACUCUGGAGACACCCUCAAGGUGGAUCAGGAACAUUUAGAGACCGUUAUACCUGCCAUCGGGAAGAGCGUGAUGGUUUUAAACGGGGCACACAGAGGGGCUACUGCUAAACUGCUGAGCCUGAACGAAAAGACUUUCUCGGUCUCCAUCCAGCUAAAAGAGCGACUUGGAGAUGUCUAAUCCCCCCUUGUGGUUUUGCCAGGGUCCUCAGCGUGGUCGAAAUAUUGACGGAGUUCCAUAUGAAGAUAUCAGUAAGCUUGAUGCUUAAGGUAUACGAGCCGUGGUCGAGAUAUUGACGGAGUUCCUUAUGCAGACAUCAGUAAGGUAGACUUGUAGGUAUACGCAGUUUCUUUGGAUGGGGUUGUUAAAGCAUCAUGCUCUAUUUGUAAUUUGAGUUACUCAAGUAUUUUAGUCCCUCCAACCUCUACUCUAUAGUCUCUCUAUUAUACCAAAAACCCGGUAACAAGCGCAGGUUGCCGGAUAGUAUUUUAAUAUUGCACUCCUCAGAACCAGCCCCAGAUUCGCCUUGUACUUGUUGGGUAUAUUCUAUAACCCAUAUCCCUAUACUAAAUCCGCAGUGGCUCAUGGUUAACGUGUUAAACGUAACGUGUUAAAUCCACGUUCUUUGCGGGGGCGGAUCUCGGGGUAGGCUGAGCGGCCCCCGCCCCCUAUUUUCAGAUAUUUGGCUUAGAAACGACAAGAAAUCCACGGAAGUACAAUAAAUCCGGCCCCCAUUUCUUGAAACCCUCGUUCGGUUGGUAGUAUAGAGGGACUUUUUAUUUUAAAUUUUGCAACAUUUUACAAUAGCCAUGAAUAUACACUGAUAGGAGUUGAAUCUCACCCCACGUUCGGUUAGUAGUACAGCGGGACUUUUUUAUUUUUUCAAGUGAUGUCCAGCCAACACAUGCACACAACCCUGCAAUCGAAGCUAAGACUAUCAGUGACUAUUUUUAUAUUUGCGUUAAGGCUUGUAACACGAGAUUGUCAUGCAUAGUAGUUCCUUGAUGUAAAUUUUGUACAUAGAUCAACAUAAAAAGUUAUGCGAUAGAAACGUUGUUUUACCUAUAAUUUCUUGUACAGAAACAACAGCGAAAAAUUAGUAAUAAAAUAUAUGAGUAAUAUGAA
Molecule: messenger RNA, 2193 nt
Organism: Nematostella vectensis (starlet sea anemone)
Lineage: Eukaryota; Metazoa; Cnidaria; Anthozoa; Actiniaria; Edwardsiidae
Product: DNA/RNA-binding protein KIN17
Exons: 17
Coding region: 106-1248 (380 amino acids)
Biological process (GO): DNA damage response; DNA replication
Cellular component (GO): nucleus
Molecular function (GO): double-stranded DNA binding
Source: RefSeq, a predicted model, not a curated record